Messenger RNA from Oncorhynchus kisutch (coho salmon), 4860 nucleotides. Its product is annotated as pygopus homolog 1-like. The record is from RefSeq and is a predicted model, not a curated record. The transcript is spliced from 3 exons. NCBI's taxonomy places the organism in Eukaryota, Metazoa, Chordata, Actinopteri, Salmoniformes, Salmonidae. The coding region runs from base 109 to 1434 and encodes 441 amino acids.
UCCUCGUCACACAGAUAGUUGUGAUUGCUGCUGGGGGAAGAGAGCGGUUGGGUACUGUUACCUUCUCAGCAAAAUUAUGCACGUUUAAGUCAUGUAAGAAGCUCUGUAAUGUCAAAAGAACAGGAUAAAGAUACCUUCUCGCUCAAAAGAAACCGAGGUAGAGAUGGUGGGCUUGAUGAUCUAGGAGGGCCGGGUGUUCUGCUGGAUAGCUCAGACAAGAAAAAGUGCAAGUUGAACGCACAGGCUCAUUUCUUCGCUCCCCUAUCUGAGUAUGCUCCACCACCAAACCGAAGUGCUGACCACCUAGUGGCUACCAAUCCUUUUGAUGACAACUACAACACACCAUCUUUCAAGCCUCUGUCCUCUGGGAACCCAUAUUUUGGCCACCCUGGCUGCAGUGGCUAUGGCCUGCCCAGGAUGGACCACCUCAUGCCCAAUAGGAUGCCCUCUUCUUACAGGGGUCCCUACCAGAUACGAAACCAGCUCCACCCUUUUGCCCAGACUCAAAUGGGCAUGGGGUUCAAUCGACCCCCUGACUUUAACUAUGGUUACCAUGAAAAUCCCAAUUAUGGUAACCAUCCACCAUUAAGCAACAACAGUAACAUGCCACUUCCACCCAAUCAGCCUUUAAGACCAGGGCCCCAUGACAACUUGAAUCAGGUGCAUCUGCAUAAUGUGACCCAAAGCACUUCUCCUGACAUGGGCCUGAGCUUUAGAUCAGCAGUCAAUCCAAUUGGGAAUCCACCUCCCCAACCCGGCAUGGACCCUAGUCCUGGUUUUACUCGGCAACAGCAAAACAACAGCUUUACCCAGUCCAAUACACCGACACCUAAACAGGACAUGAGUGAGGUGGUGUCAAGCAAAAGUACAUCCCAGAACACAUCUCCACAGAAACAAAGCCAUGGCUCAGAGGAGAUCAUGGGUCAGAAAAACUCUGUCGACCUGAAAUCAAAGAAUAGAGGCACCCUGGUCUGUCAGGGUGCAGGUCAGCCUAACACCACAGAGAAAAUCAACGGCAUCAUCCACCCCAAUAAUGAUUCCCUGAAGAAGUCCCCACAGUCAGGCAGGCACAUGGAGGCAGCCCCCCUGGAGCGGAGUAGAAGCAAUGGAGGUGGUGGUGUGGCCAUCAAUAAGACAUUGAUGCAUCCCAACAGGCCUAGCCACUCCUCCACAGAGCCUGUGUUUCCAUGUGGAGUAUGCCUGAAUGAAGUGAAUGAUGACCAGGAAGCUAUCCUGUGUGAGGCCUCAUGUCAAAAAUGGUUCCACAGGGUUUGUACUGGAAUGACUGAGACAGCUUAUAACCUGUUGACAGCAGAGGUGUCGGCAGUGUGGGGCUGUGACAUCUGCAUGGAGGAGAAAGGGGCACGGCUCCAUAGAACAAAGGAGGUAACAGGGCAGCCAGCAGGGCAGCAGCCAACAGUUAACAGCGAGUGAUAUGGUCAUGAAUAUGGGCCGUCAGUAACAUUAUUCUAUCUUACACUGGUAAUUUUCUUUGGUAUGCUACCUUUGUAGGUGAUUUUUCCUUACGUUUUUACAAAGGGUUACAUUUUUACCAUUUUGUUGUUUUAUUUGACAUUUGGUAUAAUUUGGAUAGCAGUUUCUGUCCCGUGCUUAGACCGAUGCAAAAGCUAGACUGAAGUUCUGUUUAAUGUCAUAUGUAUUCCCUAUUAUUGGGCAGGUACCAUUGGCCACGUUGACCACAAUAAUGCCAUUCUCUUAACGAGGUCCUUACUGUUCCUCUCAACUUUCCUGGCCUAUAGUUUAUUUAAGCUAUUACAACAUCAGUAUGAGUAAGCUAUCCAGAAAGGUUAACUGAUUGACGGAUGCAAACGUAUUCAACGUUUUAAUCCGAUAUGUUUUGCAACUGCUGUUAUAGUUUGACAGAUUUUGAGCAGUAUGAUUGUUUCCCAAAAACUUGGUAGUCACAGCUGGAGUGGUGUUCCAAAGCCAUACACCUGUACUGUAUGCUAUACAACCAGAUUUAGAUCUGAUAAAAUUUUUAGAAAUGAUUCGAUACAUGUGGGUCGUUCCACAAAUUUGAUGCCUUUUGAGAUGUAUAAAAAAAAUGUUUGACAGUAACAGGGUUGAAGAUGUCAUCUUAAAAUCAGCCAUAAAUUCCCUCGUGACAGGGGAAAUUGAUGUUGUGUGUGCAACUGUGAGGGGCAAUUGAAUGCAAGCUUUAAAAAAACGUAUAAAUGUUAAAACAUUUUUAGCCUGUCUAAUCUAUCUAUGGGUAAACAGGGUUGACGUGUUGUGCUCGACCCACUCGGUUUCCCACCACAAAACACCAGACAAUGGCCAAAAAGAGUAGAACCAGCUCACCUGCUUUUACACAAGGAUUUGGCUAUUAGAUGUUCAAUAUAUUUUUUUUUAAGGAAUCGUUUCACAAUAUUAAAACAAAAGUUCAGUUCACGUAACAGGGUUGACCUUAAAAUGAAGGUCAGGGUUUUUUUUUACCUUAAAAAUAAUCACCAAUCACAUUAAAUAAAUAAUCUUCAGAAAUUACUUUGUCAAAGCAACAAAAUAACUAGGGGUUUACAACUUGGAUAAAUCUUAAGGUUUAGUGGGUUAAUAUCUCCCUGGAAGUCAGAGAGUGCAUGGAGGAACAUGUCUAAAUUGUGGCACUUUAGCAAGUCUUUAUUCAUAUUAAAAAUCUGAUUUGUUGAAUUCUCCAUGUGGUUUAUAUUAAAGGGCACUUUGAAUAUAACAGGCUUUUAAAAUUCAAUAUUGGUGCACAAUUUCUAAUUAAAAUAUCAAAAGGAUGCAAAAGGCACUAAUUUUGUGGAACAAUCCAUGUGUGUUUUUCAAACUGUUGAUAUUGAAUGUAUUUAGAGCCUUAAUGAAUUUAGUUUGUAAAACAUUAUGCAGAAUCAAAUCAAAUGUAUUUAUAUAGCCCUUUGUACAUCAGCUGAUAUCUCAAAGUGCUGUACAGAAACCCAGCCUAAAACCCCAAACAGCAAGCAAUGCAGGUGUAGAAGCAUGGUGGCUAGGAAAAACUCCCUAGAAAGGCCAAAACCCAGGAAGAAACAUAGAGAGGAACCAGGCUAUGAGGGGUGGCCAGUCCUCUUCUGGCUAUGCCGGGUGGAGAUUAUAACAGAACAUGGCCAAGAUGUUCAAAUGUUCAUAAAUGACCAGCAUGGUCAAAUAAUAAUAAUCACAGUAGUUGUCGAGGGUGCAGCAAGUCAGCACCUCAGGUGCUGAACAGUUGAAACUGGAGCAGCAGCACGGAUUAAGCUCAUUUAAAUUAACCUAUUAUAUAAAAGACAUGUUAUACUCUAAAAAUAUGUUUUUAGCAUGUGUGCACUUUGCUUUGCUCUAAUUGUAUUAUUUUUGCGCCAACAUGAUGCAUUUAAAUCAACAUUUCUUUAUAUUUUGUUUUCAUUUUAGGAAAGGUCAAAUAAUAUUAUAAUUAGUAAUAAGAGACAUGCUUACUGCAUAAAGGGAAAAUAACCUUGGUUCAAAAUAAAACUUAUUUGUCAAAUUAUAGUUUCAAGCAUGGCUUCCAUUUUUGCUACUAGGGAAGGCAGUUUUAGAAGUAGUUUAAAGUAAACUAAAUAUAUUUUCAAAUGGUUUGCUUUUCUCAUGUAGAUUUGUCUUACUGUUUGGAGAACUUUUCAUUAAGUUCGAUAUUGCAAUAUUUUGGUGAUUCAACUAUUUUCUAAAUUUCCCGCCUACUUUCUAUGGGAGGACAUUGCUCAAGUUAGGCUUCGGCCCAUCAGACAUAAAUAUUGGUAGUUGAUAUUGAUCAGAAAUUUGUUUUCAUAUUGUCAGUCAUUUAAAAAAAAAAUCUAAAUCUUCUAUAAAACAAAUCAAAACUACUGAUCAUAACUACUCAACAACUUUUUAAACUACCCAAUGUGGCAUUGUGAAUGUAUACAGUACUGUGCUCAAUUUUGUAUAAUGUAAUUGUAUCAAUUUUUGCUUCCUUUUUGAACUGGUAUGAACGAGCAGUUAAUAUUUACUGUUGAUUCAGUUCUAACAUCAGGAUCAACAGCCAUACAAGUGUUUUGAUACACCAUCACUUCCAGAUAUUUUACUUAAUAUAUCAAGUGAAAAAACUGCAUUUGUAUGUUGUUGACUGUUAAUUUAUUAGCCAUUUGUGAUGUAGCUGAAUAUUGUGUGAUCAAAAUAUUGAUAAUGUUUAUAGGAAUAAUAUAUUAUUUUCCCAUUCCUAAUGAAUUGAUAAUGGUUUUGAAUCCAGUUUUAUUCGAUUUAACACAAAAAUGGUCAUGUACCAACAUUUUAUUUUCAUUUCAGAAGUACAUUCCUUACAGAAUAACUACUCCACAUACAUAUCUCGUUGUUUGCAAAGUGCAGUUAGCUUGAUUUUCAAGUUCAUUUUUAAAUACUAGAUGAUUGACAGCAGAUGCCUUAUUUUCUUGACAGUUUAAAAUGUUGUUUAUUAGUAAAUGUAAUGUAUGAAUAACCUGUAUGCUCACUGUACAUGCACAUGAACUGUUUGUACUUUUCCUACAUCGAUUGGCCACCAAAAAGGAUAUCAUUUUCAGAUGAGCACCUUAUUAUAUUACCUUUAGAAUAUUGAAUGUACCGGUACAUGAUAUCAAAUGUUAAUUUCACUCAUAAUUACAACAAUGUUAUUGUGGUUUUAUGAAAAUUAUGCAGAGGUAUAUAAAAAAAAAGGCAAACGACUCAAUUGUGAGGUCUGGUAGUAGAUUAGAUAUGAGCCUCUGUAGCAUGAACAAUAUGGUUUAAUUUCUUCAAUGACCCAAAGCUUAAUUUGUUUUGUAUUCUGUUCCUUAUAAUGAAUGUAUGCAGUAAUAGUACAGAUUCCAAACUUUUUUCUAAAUUGACAAACAUUUUAUUGUAUAACUUAUUUUAAUAAAAACAACUUUGAAAUAG